AGGUGACCCAGCUGGCGUCCCAAGAUGGCGGCGGCGGUAGCGCCCGGGAGGCCAAGGCGGUGUCCCGGCUGUUGAGGUGACUCCGCCGGACAAGUGACGGGGUCGGCCGGACCGGAGGGCGGCGGCGGACGCACGGCCGCCCGGAGUGCUCGGCCGGGACUUGGCGGUGAGGCGGCGGCGCCGGGGGAUGCUGGUGCUGGGCCGGGCCUCUCCCUCCUCAACUUAGGGCGGCGGCGGGCCCGCACCCCUGGUUCCCGGGCCAUGGCGCUGAGGGAACUUAAAGUGUGCCUGCUCGGGGAUACGGGUGUGGGUAAAUCGAGCAUCGUGUGGCGGUUUGUGGAAGACAGUUUUGAUCCGAAUAUCAAUCCAACCAUAGGGGCAUCUUUUAUGACCAAGACUGUCCAGUACCAAAAUGAGCUACAUAAAUUCCUAAUCUGGGAUACAGCUGGACAAGAACGAUUUCGUGCAUUGGCACCAAUGUACUAUCGAGGGUCAGCAGCAGCCAUCAUCGUUUACGACAUCACAAAAGAAGAGACGUUUUCAACUCUGAAGAACUGGGUGAGAGAGCUCCGCCAGCACGGCCCCCCCAGCAUUGUCGUUGCCAUCGCAGGGAACAAGUGCGAUCUUACUGAUGUCAGAGAAGUCAUGGAGAGAGAUGCUAAGGACUACGCAGAUUCCAUUCAUGCCAUCUUUGUAGAGACCAGCGCAAAAAAUGCAAUAAACAUAAAUGAACUCUUUAUAGAAAUUAGUCGAAGAAUUCCAUCCACUGAUGCCAACCCAGCGUCUGGCGGCAAGGGCUUCAAACUCCGAAGACAGCCAUCGGAGCCAAAGCGAAGCUGCUGCUGACGACCCAGGGCCUGACCUUGAGGAAGAAGCAGGUGGUCCUGGAGGCUGCAGGAGAGCCGUGCCCUGCCACUGGACGCCACCUCAUGCUCUUUAUGCAAAAAGGACUCAGAGAACCGGCUGUUGGGUUCUCUUGGAAGACUGCAGCAGGUGUCUGUGUCUGCACACUUCUGUCAGUGGACUCUGGCGUGCAAAGGGACCAUGCAUGCCCUUGGCUGUUUACCCAGCUGAAAGGAGCGUCUGACGUAUGGCUAUGGAUGGUAGGAUUGAAUUGCUGGUGCCUCUGUGGUCAGGAUUUCAUGUGUUAUUUGUAAGGGAAAUGAGCACUUUCAUGGAUAUAAGGGAAAAGCUGUGGGGAUGGUCAUCUCCUUGGUCCUCGUCUCUAGUGUCAGAGUCGUAUCAGUAAGAUGUGGGAAAUGAUCACAAGUAGAGGGAUGGGUGUUCCUAGGACAGCUUCCGCCAUCUCUAAAGCACUUUGCCACACAGUGGCUGCCGGUUCACCUUGGGUUUGCUUCUGACCUUGUAUGUGUCAGAACCCACGCACAUUAGUUAUGGUCACCUUUCUACAGAAGCUCUCAUGCUCCAGGCGAUGGGGUACAGAAGCUACCUGGAGCCAGUUGAGUUGCAUGUGUCUAAACUGACGGGCAGUGGCUUAGGAGAGGAGAGGAAAGGAGAGGACAAAGCAAAUGAAUCUUUUGGUGAGAUUGUUUUUUGUUUAUGGUUUGUUUUGGUUUUUUUGUUUUUUGCCCAGUUUGUUUUGGUGGGAAAAACAACUGUGAGCUGCCUAGCAUAUGUAAAUUUGUAGUCUAUAUUUAUGAGACCAUUGCUUAAAAAUUAUAAAUUAUGUAAAUACAUUAAUAACUUCUGAAUUCCUUUCAGUAUUCACUUAGUCCUGUGCCCAGUCUCCUGUGUGCCCACCCAGUUUUCAGCCUGUCCACAGGAACCUCUGAAGCCCAUUUAUCUUGUGCAGGAGCACGGAGCGCUUAGCUCACAGCUUCCUUCCUUCCUUCUCCCUCUCCCUUCUGCAUCCCAUCUGGAAAUGGUAAUAAAGACAUAUGCCUCCGUG
Messenger RNA from Mus musculus (house mouse), 1909 nucleotides. It is a transcript of the gene Rab22a, whose product is annotated as RAB22A, member RAS oncogene family. Gene Ontology annotation, cellular component: ruffle; cytoplasmic vesicle; phagocytic vesicle. Bases 262 to 846 code for a protein of 194 amino acids. The transcript has 7 exons. NCBI's taxonomy places the organism in Eukaryota, Metazoa, Chordata, Mammalia, Rodentia, Muridae. Gene Ontology annotation, molecular function: GTPase activity; GTP binding; G protein activity. The record is from RefSeq and is marked provisional.